AUGGCAUUGCCUCUCCCACCGGGCCUGACGCCCCCGGAAAUUGCGUUCUUGUGCGAAAUGGAACUUAUCACUAUCAUACCGCGUCAAAGACUCGAAGGACUUGAGCUGCUUGGAGGCCCUCUAAAACCUCUCAAUCCGCCUCACAGAACCAACAUCCCCCUCUGGCUCGCCCUCCUUCUGAAGCGCCAACGACGCGCCAACAUCAUCCCCCCACCAUGGUUGAACACACACUCCCUCACCGCAAUCCUCGACCACGAAAUCGAAAACGAGGAAACCUUCUCUCCACCGCCGCGCCUACCACCACAGCCGUCGAACAACACGUUACCUACCUCACCACCAUUCCUACUGACGUCUACGGCGGAUGCGGCGCCAGAUGCGCUACCGUAUCACUGGCUGGAGUUGGGAGAGAUGCUGUUGGAGGCUGCGAGCGACGAUUUUGAGGAGCCAGAUAAUGUAAGGAAGUUGCUGAGGGGAUUGAGGGAGGUGAGGAUGGCGAAGUUGAGGAGUGGCGUUGACGUGCUGGAUUCGGGGGGUGGGUUUAAGAUGAAUGGCGUCGGGGGCAUGGAAGUUGGCGAAGGAAGGUCAUUUAUUACAGGCGUUAUUGAUGGCUUGAGGUUGGACAGGAAAAUCGCAGCAUCACGCGAGCAGCAACGCAAGGAUCGGGACCGAGAAGAGCUGGAGAAUGGAUACUCUGGAACAGCAGGCGAUUAUGACGAUGAUGAGAUGGACAUGCAAUGA
Molecule: messenger RNA, 738 nt
Organism: Cucurbitaria berberidis CBS 394.84
Lineage: Eukaryota; Fungi; Ascomycota; Dothideomycetes; Pleosporales; Cucurbitariaceae
Product: DNA replication complex GINS protein PSF2
Exons: 3
Coding region: 1-738 (245 amino acids)
Biological process (GO): pteridine-containing compound metabolic process; DNA replication; double-strand break repair via break-induced replication
Cellular component (GO): GINS complex; nucleus
Source: RefSeq, a predicted model, not a curated record